Molecule: messenger RNA, 1239 nt
Organism: Penicillium cosmopolitanum
Lineage: Eukaryota; Fungi; Ascomycota; Eurotiomycetes; Eurotiales; Aspergillaceae
Exons: 1
Coding region: 1-1239 (412 amino acids)
Source: RefSeq, a predicted model, not a curated record
AUGGAUUCCGAUCCUAUAGUUACGGCAGACCUCGAAUCCUCGCCCAGACGUAAGCUUCGAGACACAUCAGCCAGACAAGACUCAAGAAAAAGGCAGGAAACGGAUCUCGAAAAAAAGAAAAAGGAGCUACAGAAACUCGAAAAAUCUGAGGAAGCUGGAGAACUGUCAGUUUCUGACAAAAGGAGAAUUGCUAAGCUCCGGGACGCGCUUGAUACUAGCAAGUCAGUCAAUCCUCAGAGUAAGCCUCAGUAUGAAGAGUCCGCCUCUGGCGAGAAUGAGGAUCCAGAUGAUCAAAGAUCUUUUCCAAAUUCGCACGACGAUGAUUCAUCUUCAGCUGAAGACAGAAGUCCUGUUCCCAAAACCAAAAAGAAAGGAGAGAAGAAUCCAACGACCAAGAAUGCUCCUAAAAAACCCCCCAUGAAUACCGAAGGUGGUGUUAUUGUAGGAUACUCUCGAGCCAAGUCAUUCGGAAACAUACGUUUCAUUUAUCGCUUUGGAGACCCUCUUGACAAACUUGACAGAUCGAAAUAUAAAUUUGGGCCGCCAAUAUCGCCAAAAUCAUACAAGGAAAAAGCUAUCAAAGAUCUUGCGCUUAUUUCCAGCAAAACCGAAAGUAUCCUGGAUAUCAAAAAUGGUGUCCGGUGGCAGUAUGGCUACGACAAUAUCGAAAAAGUGGUCAAGGUUCUGACUGUGGAACCGGACUCACGCCGAAAAUGGAAGCCACGGGAAAAAAAAGGAAAAGAAAUUCGUAUAUUUCCAACCAUUCUUUUCAGGAUACAAUGGUGUGGUAUUGAAGAGAAUCACAAGGCAGAUUUCCUGGAGAAAGACCAAAGUUGGAUUUUCAGAGGGAAGGUGAUGAGCAGGCUCAAGUCGAAAGAAAGAUCGCUCCUUGAUGCAUGGGGUCGUGCAAAAGCAGAGGAACAAGAUCUCGGCUACCGGGAUUGGCUAGACGAGAAAAAGAUUACCAAUCAGGACAGAGACUCUACCUUCUAUCCAGGCGUUGAUUGGGCAAGCUCUUCCAAAAAUUCGAACUCUUCCAAAAAUUCGAAAAAAUCUAGGUCGACUCCCAUACAGAACCAAGCUAACUCAAAAAGUCAGGUUCCGGAAAGUGAAAAAGGUGAUUCCACAGAAAAAAGUCAUAGACCUUCAAGGAAGCCACAAAAUAAGAGACCAAGAGCGGACUCCGAACGUCUCCGAAAACCGUAUCAAGAAGCCUCGGUCUGGUUCAAGGCCAACUGA